GAAGAGUUGUAGUCCUGUAGAUUUGUUUGGUUGUUGCGGAAAUACAAAAAACUUCACUCGGAUCAAACGAUGGGUCUCACUUUCUCCCGCGUGUGGGAGCGUAUGUUCGGCAAGAAAGAGAUGAGAAUCUUGAUGGUGGGUCUUGAUGCCGCUGGUAAAACUACCAUUCUCUACAAACUCAAGCUUGGAGAAGUUGUUACGACAAUCCCUACCAUUGGCUUUAAUGUCGAAACCGUGGAGUACAAGAACAUCUCCUUUACAGUCUGGGAUGUCGGUGGUCAGGAUAAAAUCCGUCCUUUGUGGCGUCACUACUACCAGAACACCCAAGGUCUGAUCUUCGUUGUGGAUUCUAAUGAUUCUGAUCGUAUCGAUGCCGCUCGUGACGAACUACACCGAAUGCUGAACGAAGACGAAUUACGCGACGCCGUGCUUCUCGUUUUUGCCAACAAGCAGGAUCUUCCCAACGCUAUGAGUGCUGCUGAAAUGACCGACAAACUUGGAUUGCAUGGACUGCGUCCAUCGUACCGUCAGUGGUACAUCCAGGCCUGUUGCGCGACCACGGGUGAUGGUCUUUACGAAGGUUUGGACUGGCUUUCCGCGACAUUGGUCAAGAGAAACGGAUAAAGCAAAAUUUACAUAAGUAAUGAUGCGAAUACCGUUCUUUUGAACCCGUCACUUUCAGAAUAAGUAAAUAGCAAACUAAGCGUAGCGUGUGAGAAUGUGAAACGUUACCCUAUGC
Phaeodactylum tricornutum CCAP 1055/1 is the source of this 739-nucleotide messenger RNA. RefSeq lists its product with no specific name. Gene Ontology annotation, molecular function: GTP binding; GTPase activity. Gene Ontology annotation, cellular component: cytoplasm. Bases 70 to 624 code for a protein of 184 amino acids. Gene Ontology annotation, biological process: intracellular protein transport; vesicle-mediated transport. The transcript is spliced from 3 exons. The record is from RefSeq and is a predicted model, not a curated record. Lineage: Eukaryota; Bacillariophyta; Bacillariophyceae; Surirellales; Neidiaceae.